Messenger RNA from Mercenaria mercenaria, 999 nucleotides. RefSeq lists its product as uncharacterized. The transcript has 3 exons. The record is from RefSeq and is a predicted model, not a curated record. Lineage: Eukaryota; Metazoa; Mollusca; Bivalvia; Venerida; Veneridae. The annotation marks the transcript as partial.
CUUUUUAACAUGCGAUAUCAAUGGUAUACCGUGUCACCAGGAUGUUAUCCGCGGUACAACUACGCUAUAACGAAGACUUCUAAAUUGUUUGAAAGAUAUAAACAUAUACGAGAACAGAAUAAGCUCACAGUCAAUACUAAAGAUAUAUGCCAAACAAAAGAAAUAGAUAUAUAUCUCGGAAUAGGGGAAGAUAGAGAAACCCCGUUAGGGAUAAAAGAUAUUAUACUUAAACAGGAGAAAAUUGAAAACAACGGCACUGUCGAUAGUUUUUGGCAUAAAAAUGCAAACCCUAAAAGACAUAUACAGAUACUAAUUACCGACAGCUGGAUGAAAGAAAUCAAGGCUUUAUUUCCGUAUAAAACAAAAUUAAAUGUUGUUGUCAAGAAAGAUGACGCAGAAAUCGAAGGAAUGGGGACGGAAAUGCAGUCCGAAGAUAGCACUACGAGUUUGUUCACAACAACAGAAAAAGCUGCGCGAAAUAUUUGUAAUUGGCUAGAACGGAUAGCAUUGAAACCAAUGAAAGAAAUGUGUGAGUAUCUUGAUCAAGUUUUGAAGGACAUGAGAUUGGAAAAUUCAAAUGAAAAUCGAUCUUCUCCAUCGGACCUGAAAUGCCAAAAAAAGUGUUUCAAUCAGGAAAAUGUUACUUUCAAGAGAAAUGCAAACAUAAGCGAUCCUAUAACGAUUGGGAAUGAAGUGGGUUGUAAUGAUUCUGGAAUAGGAAUGGAUGCAUCUCAAGAUGCCAAAAAUGACAGUAUAUGGAAUGAAUCAUCACAGGUGUGUGCAUCGUCUGAAACAUUUAGCCAAAAUUUAGACGAAGAAACAGUUGCAAAUUUGCUGAAGGAAAUGCUUGCGGUAUAUGGCAUGAGUAAUGUUCCGAAAUGUGAGCGCCCAGUUAUCUCAGAAAUUGAUGAAGUCCAUGAUUCGGUCAAGAAAGAAAUAUUCAGUGCAAGUGACACAAUCAUAGGACUUGGAUAUCGGGUAGAUAAGCUACACAUCUAU